Messenger RNA from Cutaneotrichosporon cavernicola, 1782 nucleotides. RefSeq lists its product as uncharacterized. Gene Ontology annotation, cellular component: plasma membrane. The transcript has 7 exons. Gene Ontology annotation, molecular function: transmembrane transporter activity. The record is from RefSeq and is a predicted model, not a curated record. Gene Ontology annotation, biological process: transmembrane transport. The coding region runs from base 1 to 1782 and encodes 593 amino acids. Lineage: Eukaryota; Fungi; Basidiomycota; Tremellomycetes; Trichosporonales; Trichosporonaceae.
AUGAACACGCCCGAUCACGACACUUUUCCUUUCAUCCACUCCUCUGUCAUGAGCGCGCAAGAAUACUACCAGCAGCCGUCAGGCGCGCCGCCGCCCCCGGCACCGCAGAACGCGUACCAACCCAACCAGUACGCGUUCAAUGCGCCGACGGGCGGCCAGGGUGGCGACUACGCGAUGAAGCAGUCGCAGCCGUACGCCAACUCGUACCCGCCGCCCGCUGGCCCGCCUGCUGGCCACCCGACCGCUUCGCCGGCCGGGAUGCAGUAUCCAGACCCCGAGUACGGAGGAGCCGGAGGCAACAAGUUUGGGGACACGGCGCCGUUUUCGCAGGCGACAGAGAAGACGGGGGCGCGGUUCCGGCCCAAGUCGCGUAUCCGUGACCCGAUUUUCCUGGUUUUAUUCAUCGCGGCGAUCGGAGGAUGGGUUGCGUUGUCUGUCAUCGCGCUGCGCACGUUUGUGUCGCUCAACGGACUCGGAGGCGGACUUGGAAACCAGGUCCAGGGCGGAACGGGCACAGGCAUCACGCUCGACCGCCACACGGCUUACCUCUUGCUUACAGUGUGUGGUAUGGCGCUGGUAAUCGCCGCUGCAUGGCUCGGACUGGUUCGCAUGUUCACCAAGAUCAUUAUGGAGAUCACGCUCGCCCUCACAGUCCUACUCAACAUCGGCAUCUGCAUCUACUACUUCAUCAUCAAGUACUGGUCUGGGGCGAUCAUUUUCCUCGUCAUCGCACUCAUUUCGGUCAUCUGCUACUGGUCUAUGAGGAAGCGCAUCCCUCUUGCCAAGUUGCUCCUCCAGACGACAAUUGACAUCACCAAGCACCACCCGUCGGUGUACUUUGUUGUUCUCCUGGGACUGCUCGUGCAGGCGGCGCUGAGCGUGUGGUUCUCUUUCACAGCCAUCGCAAUCUAUGUCAAGUGGACACCCGGUAGCGACGCGUGCACAGCGACCUCGUGUUCGAGUGGCAAGGUCGCAGGCCUCAUCUUUUACGCCAUUUUCGUGUUCUACUGGUCGUCGCAGGUCGUAUCCAACGUCAUCCUCUGUACGCUCGCUGGCGGUGUCUUCGGCGGAUGGUACUACUACGGGCCCCGGGCGAACGAUGGCUCUGGCCUGCCGAAGAAUGCGACAGGAAAGGCGUUCGCGCGCGCGUCGACGAUGUCUCUCGGUUCAAUCGCGUUCGGCUCACUCAUUGUCACCCUCCUCGAGAUCCUCCAGACUCUUUUCCAGGCCUUGCAAAACUACCAGGCGCAACAGGGCGACACGAUCGGCAUGAUCCUUGCGUGUUGCGCGACAUGCUGCAUCUCGUUCAUCCGUUGGAUCGUCGAGUGGUUUAACAAAUACGCGUACAUCGAGAUUGCGCUGUACGGCAAGCCAUACAUCCAGGCGGCCAAGGACACUUGGCGCCUGAUGAAGGACCGCGGCAUCGACGCGCUUGUCAACGACUCGCUCGUCGGCACCGUCAUCCUCUGGGGCAGCUACAUCAACGGCUUCCUCUGCGGCCUGUAUGGUUUCCUGUAUCUCAAAUUCACCGAGCCGUCAUACAACCGCGAAGGGCAGUACACGGCCCCAGUGGUGCUGUUUGCGUUCGCGAUCGGCAUCAACCUCUCAUUCACCAUUGGAAGCGUGCUUGACGCCGGCGUAUCGACCAUCUUUGUUGGCCUCGGCGAGGACCCCAUGGUCCUGGGACAGCGCGCGCCUGUCCUCUUCGAACUUAUUCGCCAGACCUACCCCCGCGUCGUGCAGGGCAUCCCUAAUGGCCGCAACAACGACAUGUACUACUAA